CAAGCAGCAGCAAAUUGAGACUUCGAGUAAAAACUAUAUGACAUAUUUGGAGUCUUAAUGGAGCACGAACUGAAGUACUCGAUAAUCGAUAACAUUGCAAGAUAAUACAGUUCAAGUCCAUGUUUUUUAGGCAUCCCAUCACUUAUUAAAUUGAGACCCGCCUACAGCGCGUGCGGCUGCCCAGUUCAUUCUCACAGACUACAACGCACUUUACAGCGCUCAGACUGUUACUGACACAAUACGCUCCUAUUUCUGGCGGAUUUUUUUUUUUUUUACGAGCAGUGACAGUGGAAUAAGAGGAAAUCAUGACAAUUCUAUCGUAGGAGACCGAAGACCCUGUUCUUUUCUGUUUAACCCUUAUCCACAAUGCUUUACUUUCAGCUGGUGAUCAUGGCAGGGACUGUCAUGUUGGCAUACUACUUUGAGUACACCGAUACUUUCAACGUGCACAUCCAGGGAUUUUUCUGUCAUGAUAAUGCCUAUUUGAAGCCCUAUCUCGGACCAGAAGAGACCAGUGCGAUCCCGCCUGCCAUCCUGUAUGCGGUGGUCGCAGGGGUCCCUGCACUGGUGAUUACAGUGACAGAGUCCAUACUCUUCUUGCUGCAGUAUGUCUCUGAGGAUCUAGACAACCGAGAGAAGAUCAUUGUGAUGGGCGACUGUUGUUACCUAAACCCUCUGGUCCGAAGGACAUUUCGCUUUCUUGGUGUGUACGCAUUUGGCCUCUUUGCUACAGACAUCUUUGUGAAUGCCGGACAGGUGGUAACAGGAAAUCUGUCUCCAUACUUCCUGACAGUGUGCAAACCCAACUACACAGCGCUGGGGUGCCAACAGGUGGUGCGUUUCAUCAGCCAAAAGGAAGCCUGCACGGGCAAUGAGGAUGAUAUUUUACAUGCUCGCAAAUCGUUCCCAUCCAAAGAGGCGGCCAUCAGUGUUUAUGCGGCUCUUUAUGUUGCUAUGUACAUCACAUGCUCUGUGAAGGCCAAAGGGACAAGGCUGGCCAAGCCGGUGCUCUCUCUGGGGCUCAUGUGUCUGGCCUUACUAACUGGGAUUAAUCGAGUGGUGGAGUACCGCAACCACUGGUUUGAUGUCAUUGCUGGCUUCAUCAUAGGAGGAGCCAUUGCUGUCUUUAUGGUGGUGUGUGUGGUGAAAAAUUUCAAAGGGAAGCCCUUACUGAGUGAGAUACCACCGGAGGAGAGUGUGUCCAGUGGUCCCAUGAUCACUCAGCCCAGGAUGGAGCACACUAUGGAGAAAUACAUAGCGUCCCAGAAUUCCAUCACCUAUGCUGAGAUCACAUGACAGUGAAAAGCCUACUAGCCAGAAUGCUGUGGAUAAUGUUGCUGCUCUCCAGUGCGACUUCUUACUUUGAGUGCAACGUCGAUAUGUGCUAUUUUUACACUUCUAUUUUCAAGUGCGUGGAAAAAAAUCUAUACCUUGUUGUCCUCCUUUUAACUUUUUGUUUGGGGGGGGGGGGGGGGGGGGGUUAGUUAGGGUAGGGUUGCAUCCCUGUUUUUAUACAAACAUAUUACUGUUAUCAUUUUUUUUGUGGUUGAAUAUGCAGGGUAUUGUGUGAAUGUGAAAUUACAACAUGAUGUCCAAUGAAAUGUUUAACAUAUCCUAAUGUACUAUUUAGAACUAUGAGUCCAUUGUUAAAUUGUUAAAUUAAAUUUGAAGAGGUUUCUGACUGACAAGAAUUACUGUUGUUGAUCCUCAAAGAAACCAGUUUCUUCUUUUAUCUUUCUGCCUGUCAAAACAUUUCGCAUCAACACAUUUAAAGAGUUUUUCUUAUUAGAACAGCAAACUGUUCUAGUGUUGCAUCAGAUGUUAUGCUAUGUAUUUCUAAGCAUGUUUAAAUAGCCAGUAGGGUUUAGUUAUGUUACAAUCAUGAAUUAUGAUUUGCUAUUUUCUAGUUGAGACAAUAUUGGGUGAGGGACAUUCUAGUUCUAAAGAGCAUCUGAUUGGUCAAUACUCAGUGUAGUACAGGAUGAGUCAUUAAUAUCUUUGCUCCGUUUUCUAGGAACAUAUAGGAAUAUACUAGCAAAUACAGUACAUGGUCUCGAUGGGAUUAAAAAAAUAAUAAUAAUUU
Molecule: messenger RNA, 2083 nt
Organism: Carassius carassius (crucian carp)
Lineage: Eukaryota; Metazoa; Chordata; Actinopteri; Cypriniformes; Cyprinidae
Gene: plppr5a
Product: phospholipid phosphatase related 5a
Exons: 6
Coding region: 367-1296 (309 amino acids)
Biological process (GO): signal transduction; phospholipid metabolic process; phospholipid dephosphorylation
Molecular function (GO): phosphatidate phosphatase activity
Source: RefSeq, a predicted model, not a curated record